Messenger RNA from Pterocles gutturalis (yellow-throated sandgrouse), 1727 nucleotides. It is a transcript of the gene YES1, whose product is annotated as YES proto-oncogene 1, Src family tyrosine kinase. Gene Ontology annotation, cellular component: extrinsic component of cytoplasmic side of plasma membrane. Bases 6 to 1631 code for a protein of 541 amino acids. The transcript has 11 exons. Gene Ontology annotation, biological process: innate immune response; protein phosphorylation; cell differentiation. NCBI's taxonomy places the organism in Eukaryota, Metazoa, Chordata, Aves, Pterocliformes, Pteroclidae. The record is from RefSeq and is a predicted model, not a curated record. Gene Ontology annotation, molecular function: signaling receptor binding; non-membrane spanning protein tyrosine kinase activity; ATP binding.
UAGCCAUGGGGUGCAUUAAAAGCAAAGAAGAUAAAGGUCCAGCCAUGAAAUACAGAACUGAUAAUACUCCAGAACCUGUUAUUUCCCAUGUCAGUCAUUACGGAUCAGAUUCCAGCCAAGCAACACAGUCACCGUCAAUAAAGGGAUCAGCAGUUAAUUUUAAUAGUCAUUCCAUGACUCCUUUUGGAGGGCCCUCUGGAAUGACACCCUUUGGAGGAGCAUCAUCUUCAUUUUCAGCUGUGCCAAGUCCAUAUCCUAGUACUUUAACAGGUGGUGUUACUGUAUUUGUGGCCUUAUAUGAUUAUGAAGCUAGAACUACAGAUGACCUUUCAUUUAAGAAAGGUGAACGGUUCCAAAUAAUAAAUAACACGGAAGGAGACUGGUGGGAAGCAAGAUCCAUUGCUACAGGAAAAACAGGCUACAUCCCAAGUAAUUAUGUAGCUCCUGCAGACUCCAUUCAAGCAGAAGAGUGGUAUUUUGGUAAGAUGGGCAGGAAGGAUGCAGAAAGGCUACUUUUAAAUCCUGGGAACCAGCGUGGUAUUUUCUUAGUAAGAGAGAGUGAAACCACUAAAGGUGCUUACUCCCUUUCCAUACGUGACUGGGAUGAGGUCAGAGGUGAUAAUGUGAAACACUACAAAAUCAGAAAACUUGACAAUGGUGGAUACUAUAUCACAACCAGAGCACAAUUUGAAUCUCUACAGAAGUUGGUGAAACACUACAGAGAACAUGCCGAUGGGCUGUGUCAUAAGCUAACAACUGUGUGUCCCACUGUGAAACCACAAACACAGGGACUAGCAAAAGAUGCUUGGGAAAUUCCUAGAGAGUCUUUGAGGCUGGAAGUUAAGUUGGGCCAAGGAUGUUUUGGUGAAGUGUGGAUGGGAACAUGGAAUGGAACCACAAAAGUAGCGAUCAAGACACUAAAACCUGGUACAAUGAUGCCAGAAGCUUUCCUGCAGGAGGCUCAGAUUAUGAAGAAAUUACGACAUGACAAACUUGUUCCACUGUAUGCUGUUGUUUCUGAGGAACCAAUCUACAUUGUCACUGAAUUCAUGACAAAAGGCAGCUUGCUAGACUUCCUUAAAGAAGGCGAAGGAAAAUACUUAAAACUCCCACAGCUGGUUGACAUGGCUGCUCAGAUUGCUGAUGGCAUGGCUUACAUUGAAAGAAUGAACUACAUCCACAGGGAUCUCCGGGCAGCUAACAUUCUUGUAGGAGACAAUCUUGUGUGUAAAAUAGCAGACUUUGGUUUAGCAAGGUUAAUAGAGGACAAUGAGUACACUGCAAGACAAGGAGCUAAAUUUCCAAUUAAAUGGACCGCUCCAGAAGCAGCAUUGUAUGGUCGGUUUACAAUCAAGUCAGAUGUGUGGUCAUUCGGAAUUUUACUGACUGAGCUGGUAACAAAGGGGAGAGUGCCAUAUCCAGGGAUGGUGAAUCGGGAAGUUCUGGAACAAGUGGAACGUGGAUAUAGAAUGCCUUGCCCACAAGGCUGUCCAGAGUCUCUCCAUGAGUUAAUGAAACUGUGUUGGAAGAAGGACCCUGAUGAGAGACCAACAUUUGAAUAUAUACAGUCUUUCUUGGAGGACUACUUUACUGCUACAGAACCACAGUACCAGCCUGGAGACAAUUUAUAAGCCAACAGUCUAUAUAACAUGCACAAAUCUGCCAAAUGUAAAAGACUUGCAAAGAAUUCCUGACUUCUAUAAGGAAUCAAAGGAAAGAAAAUCUUC